AUGUCCACUACACCUCCCACCACAGAAAAAAUGUCGCCAACAAAUUCCUGGCACACCUUCGCUCAAAAUUUUGCACGUCUGUUGGAAGACACAGAAGGUCACGAUUUAAUAAUAACCGUUGGUCGAGAACCAUUGGUGAAAUCCUUUAAAGCUCAUUCGGUCAUCCUUCGGGCGCAUUCACCAUACUUUCAUCGAGCAUUGUCAAAAGAGUGGGCUCGCACCGAAGACGGUCAAAUAGUUUUUUACAAACCCAAUGUUUCCCCGUCAGUUUUCAAGGUCAUACUGAAGUAUUUAUAUACAGGCAUUAUAGACGUCGAAAAUAAAGAAGGAGAAUUCUUGUUGAGCCUAUUAACCGCCGCCGAUGAGCUGAUUCUUCCCGAACUAGUCUUCGAAAUCCAAGAAUUUCUUAUCUCCAUUCAAUCCACCUGGAUCCAGGAAAACUUUUACCACGUCCUCGAUUUCGUCUUCACCAACGACAACUAUUCUACCCUCCAAACCUAUUGCCUGGAUGCCAUUUGUGCUGAUCCACAUAUGCUCUUAAACUCCGAUUAUUUCUACUGCUUGGACAGUAAAGUCUUACGCUCUUUAUUGAUGAGGGAUGACUUGGCGAUCGAGGAGGUCGAUCUUUGGAACUACUUAAUCAAAUGGGCAUUCGUCCAGCACCCCCCAUCCAUCGCCGCCACCGAUUCCGAAGAUCCGAAAAAAUGGCCACCAGAGUAUUUUGCAGUCUUUAAGAAGUCCGUUGACGAGUGCAUUCCGUUCAUCCGGUUCACCGCCAUGACACCCGAGCAAUUUCGCGAGGAGGAACCGAAUCCCUUCGCGCCUCGUCUCAAGCCCAUGGACUCAAAUCUCAUUGCCUAUAAACAUGCAGCGUUGAUUUCUUCGUGGAUUGACCGCCGCGAGGAAACUCCCUACUCUCACACUGAGAUUCCUUACGACUUCACACUGCUCAUGCGCGGCUCAAAGGACGGCUAUACUCAACAAGCAUUGCAAAAGCAAUGUGGAGGACAAGCGAAGACGGUAAUGAUAAUGAAGAUCAAAUCAACCGAGGAGAUUUUCGGAAUGUACACUUCUGGUGUAUGGAACAAUAAUACUUCGAGUGCAUCAUCAAAGACACAUGAUAGCUUUAUGUUUUCGUUCGGCGAGGGAAGAGAUACACGCAAGCCAGUGGUUAGUCGGGUGAGAGCAGCUGGAUACGAAUUGGCAUUGAAUCGAGGGCGACAGAGGGGAAUGGAAGAGUUGGAAAUAUUCAAGAUUACGCAGAAAGCGAUGUUCAUGUUGUAA
Molecule: messenger RNA, 1284 nt
Organism: Acaulospora colombiana
Lineage: Eukaryota; Fungi; Glomeromycota; Glomeromycetes; Diversisporales; Acaulosporaceae
Source: the annotation of a GenBank genome assembly